Quercus robur (English oak) is the source of this 1734-nucleotide messenger RNA. Its product is annotated as cysteine-rich receptor-like protein kinase 10. Gene Ontology annotation, biological process: protein phosphorylation. The record is from RefSeq and is a predicted model, not a curated record. Bases 1 to 1473 code for a protein of 490 amino acids. Gene Ontology annotation, molecular function: protein kinase activity; ATP binding. The transcript is spliced from 8 exons. Lineage: Eukaryota; Viridiplantae; Streptophyta; Magnoliopsida; Fagales; Fagaceae.
AUGGAAGACGAGCCGAGUAAGAUUCUGUGGAACUUGUUGGAUAUAACAGAGCAGGAUCGAUUCAUUCAGCUAGCGGAAAAAACAUUGAGUGACCUGGUGCCGGGGGCGGCAGCAAAUGCUUUGUCCGGUGCUAAAAGAUUUGGUACCAAAGAAACCAAAUUUACUGACUCGCAAACGCUAUACAACCUUGUACAGUGCCUCCCUGACCUAUCCAGCUUUGAUUGCAAUAGGUGUCUUCGGGAAGCCAUAACAAACUUGUCCACAGCUUUUCGUGGAAAGAGAGGGGGUCGUGUUCUGAAUCCUAGUUGUAACGUUAGGUAUGAAGUUUUCGCGUUUUACCAUGUACAAGCUGUUCCCGCACCAGGACCUGGGCCAAAAGGGAAAGGCAAAAGCUCAAAGGUAAUAGCUAUCGUAAUUGCUGUUACAAUUGCUUCCUCUGUUGUGCUAGAUGUAUUUCAAGCCGCAUCUGCAAGUGAAAUAACAACUGUAGAAUCCUUGCAAUUUGAUUUUGGGACAAUUGAAGUUGCAACAAACAAAUUCUCAGAUGACAACAAGAUUGGUGAAGGUGGAUUUGGUAAAGUUUACAAGGGUGCGCUACCUGAAGGGAAGGAAGUGGCAGUUAAAAGGUUCUCAAUGAAGUCAUCGCAAGGCUUAGAGGAAUUCAAAAAUGAGGUCUUACUUAUUGCAAAACUUCAACACAAUAAUCUUGUGAGGCUAUUGGGAUGUAGCAUAGAGGGAGAGGAAAAGUUACUUGUGUACGAGUUCAUGCCCAACAAAAGCCUUGAUAAUUUUAUUUUUGAUUCAAAAAGGCGCUCACAACUUGAUUGGAAGACUUACUAUAACAUAAUUAGUGGGAUUGCUAGAGGACUUCUAUAUCUUCAUGAGGACUCCAGGCUUAAAAUCAUUCAUAGAGACUUGAAGCCUAGCAAUGUGUUGUUGGACCAUAACAUGGUUGCCAAAAUAUCGGAUUUUGGAAUGGCGAGGAUCAUUUCUGAAAACCAAAACAUAGCUAACACCAAAAGAGUUGUAGGAACAUAUGGGUACAUGGCUCCAGAAUAUGCAAUGGAAGGGCUAUUCUCUGUUAAGUCCGAUGUCUUCAGCUUUGGUGUAAUCUUGCUUGAAAUUAUUAGCGGGAAAAGGAGUAGUGGCUUCUAUCUCACUGAACAUUCGCAGACACUCCUUGCAUAUGCAUGGAGACUGUGGAAUGAAGAUAAAGUGAUAGAGUUUGUGGACAACUUCUUGAUGGAAUCAGGUUCGACAUCAGAAAUUGUAAAGUGCAUACAUAUCGGACUUUUGUGUGUUGAGGAAAAUCCGCAAGACAGACCCACCAUGUCGACUGUGGUAGUUAUGUUGGCAAGUGAAUCAAUAGCUCUUCCUGAACCAAAGCACCCUGCAUUUUCUGUGGCUAAAUUCAUGUCGACGGAUGAAAUCUCUAUAAAUGAGCUAAGUAUUUCUACCAUUGUACCAAAAUGAACGCUUACAACUGUACAAGAUUGCCGUUGGGUUUUGCAUGAUGGUGAACUUAAUGUUGUACCCUUAAUUUCUAUAAAAUAGGAUAGGAUACGUAUUGGAAUUUGGGAAGGAAGGUCCAGCUAAUUGAGUAAAUGAUUGUACUGUACAAACUACAAAGUUAUUAAAUAAUAAUGUAUUUUGUAUAAAAAUGUUUUUCAAUUUUCAAAUUGAAAAAGGAAAUUUCAAUUGUAAUUAAUAAAAAAAGUGAUUUUUUGUGUUGAA